Scaptodrosophila lebanonensis is the source of this 2043-nucleotide messenger RNA. RefSeq names its product cytochrome P450 6g1-like. The coding region runs from base 136 to 1701 and encodes 521 amino acids. NCBI's taxonomy places the organism in Eukaryota, Metazoa, Arthropoda, Insecta, Diptera, Drosophilidae. Gene Ontology annotation, biological process: insecticide catabolic process; response to DDT. The transcript is spliced from 6 exons. Gene Ontology annotation, molecular function: iron ion binding; oxidoreductase activity, acting on paired donors, with incorporation or reduction of molecular oxygen; heme binding. The record is from RefSeq and is a predicted model, not a curated record.
GUUACAUUUGUUUCCCAAUUAUAGAACGAAUACUAACGACGAUUCGCGUAUAAAACGUGCGAUUCGUACAAGUUCGCCGGUAGUAUCGUAUUGAAAACGUUCGUAUUCGGUCGCUGUUUGUUCGCAAGCAUUCAAAUGGCUUUAACCGCUGCACUUUUUUUAAUUGUUGGCGCCCUAAGCGCGCUAUUUCUGUGGGUCCAGCGCAGCCAUAAUUACUGGCAACGCAAGGGAUUGCCGUAUGUGAGACCCACAUUCCUGAUUGGCAACACAAAGGAGAUGUUCACGCUGGAGAAUAGUUUCGGCUUACAUCUGUCUGAAAUAUAUAAAGCCCCGAGUAUGCAAAAUGAGGCCGUCGUUGGCAUAUAUGUGAUGAAUAAGCCCGCAUUGGUUAUACGUGAUCCGGAACUGGUCAAAUCAGUGCUCAUAAAAGAUUUCAAUGAGUUCUCGAAUCGCUAUGGACGCUGUGAUCCUCACGGCGAUGCUUUGGCUUCCAACAAUCUGUUCUUCGUUCGCAAUCCCAAAUGGAAGGAGUUACGCACGAAGCUGACGCCUGUUUUUACCAGCGGAAAAGUCAAACAGAUGUAUGGUCUAAUGCAGGAGAUAGCCGAGGAUCUGGAGUCGCAUCUGGUGCGUCAUAGUAACGAACAGGGGAAAUAUUCGACGGAAAUCAAGGAGCUGUGUGCCCUUUUUACCACCGACACAAUUGCUAGCACCGCGUUUGGGGUACGCGCCAAUAGCCUGGAGAAUUCAAACUCGGAUUUUCGAACCCAAGGACGCAAAGUAUUCACCUUUACAUUGCAUCGUGCCUGGGACUUUUUUGUGGCCUUCUUCUUACCGAAACUGGUGUCGUUCUUCCGCAUCACGGUGUUUACUCCCGAGUUCUCUAACUUUAUGCGAAAGAGUAUUUCACAUGUGAUGCACGAACGCGAACGCACCGGCACUCUGCGGAAUGAUCUCAUCGAUGUUCUAGUCAGUUUGAAGAAGGAGGCAGCGUUGGAACCAAAUAAGGAGCAUUAUGCCAAAGACAAUGAUUUUCUGGUUGCUCAGGCUGGCGUAUUCUUCACCGCGGGCUUCGAGACAUCCUCAUCGACCAUGUCUUUCGCCUUAUACGAGUUGGCCAAGCAACCAGACCUCCAACAACGAUUGCGCGAAGAAAUCAACGAAGCCCUACUGGCUGAAGGGGGAAAACUGUCUUAUGAGACGAUCAACUCGCUCGAGUACCUAUCCAUGGUGGUAAACGAGGUGUUGCGUCUGUAUCCAGUACUCCCCUUCUUAGAUCGUGAAUAUAUGGGUGUUAAAGACAAAUCGGGCUUCUCUUUGAAGCCUUUUUAUAAUUUCAAAAUUGAAAAUGGGACCCCAAUCUUUAUUCCCGUGUUUGGUUUGCAGCGCGACCCCAAGUACUGGCCGAAUCCAGAUCUUUUCGAUCCGGAACGUUUUUCGGCCGAACAGAAAGGUUCUAUUGUACCCAUGGCUUAUCUGCCCUUCGGCACAGGCCCCCAUAACUGCAUUGGCAGCCGCAUAGGCCUUCUACAGUCUAAGCUUGGACUUGUACAUAUUCUAAAGAAUCAUAUGGUUCGUUGCUGUGCGGAUACUGUCGGGAACAUAAAAUUCGACCCGAAGGCCUUUGUGUUACAAGCAGAUUCGGGAAUAAAUUUGGAAAUUAUAAACGACCGCUUUUAUGAUAAUAAGGUUAAUACAUAGAUCCAAAAUGGUUAUGGAGAAGAAAUAAAAUCUGUCUAUCAAUAUGCUUUUUAAGCUUCUGGGAUAUCAAACAAAUUAAAAAGCUACGUUUUAAUAUAGAGUUUCAUUGAAGUGACAAUGAAUUGAAAUUCGAAAUUAUUGUAUAACUUUUCACCGAAUGGAGAACAGCUCGCUAGAGAACCAUCAAGAGAUAAAAUAGGAGGAUCCAUUAACUAAAAAGCUGCUAAUGGUUGAUGGAUUCACAAUAGGAAAUACUUGGUCUUUUUAGAAUUUAAACUUAGAAAUUAAUACUAAAUAAUGUAAGACUAUAUUUAAAUAAAAUCUUAUAUAACUGUUUAUAAA